Molecule: messenger RNA, 2509 nt
Organism: Paralichthys olivaceus (Japanese flounder)
Lineage: Eukaryota; Metazoa; Chordata; Actinopteri; Pleuronectiformes; Paralichthyidae
Gene: cbln4
Product: cerebellin 4 precursor
Cellular component (GO): synapse
Molecular function (GO): protein binding
Source: RefSeq, a predicted model, not a curated record
UUCAAAAUUGCGGGCUGCCUGAAAAUGAGACGCACGGAUCAGAGAAUGUCUCCCUUCUCCUGUUGACUCCAGGAUAAGGUUUUAGACGUGAUUUUGAUUUGUUAUUGUCCCACUCGGAUACGAUGGCACAUCUGUGGAUCCAUUUAGAGGCUUAACCCACAGCGUCAGGCGCGUCUGCGGCUGGAGAGCGCAGUGGAGGGACCGGGAAAACUUGCGUGGCGCAGACGGGUCUCUCCCACUCUCUCUCUUCUCGAUGUCCCCGCUGAGAGCCAUGGUGAGCCCGCUCGUGCUGGUGCUCAGCUGGGCCGUGAUCUCCGGAGCUCAGAACGACACGGAGCCCAUCGUCCUGGAGGGCAAGUGCCUGGUGGUGUGCGACUCCAACCCGGCCACGGACUGGAAGGCUUCGUCCUCUCCGCUCGGCAUCUCGGUGCGCGCAUCCAACUCCAAGGUGGCUUUCUCCGCAGUCCGGAGCAACAACCACGAGCCUUCGGAGAUGAGCAACAAAACAAGAAUAAUCUACUUCGACCAGAUUCUGGUGAAUAUAGGAAACUACUUCACAUUUGAGUCUGUGUUUUUGUCGCCAAGGAAAGGAAUCUACAGUUUUAACUUCCACGUCAUUAAAGUGUACCAGAGUCAAACCAUACAGGUGAACCUGAUGCUGAAUGGGAAACCGGUCAUCUCUGCCUUUGCGGGCGACAAAGAUGUGACUCGUGAGGCGGCCACCAACGGAGUUCUGCUUUAUCUAGAAAAGGAGGACAAGGUCUACCUGAAGCUGGAGAAGGGGAACCUCGUUGGUGGAUGGCAGUACUCGACAUUUUCUGGCUUCCUCGUGUUCCCCCUGUAAAGAAGAGAAGAUUGUAAACUCACAGACUUCUUCAUAACGUGUCGUCACCGUAUAAUCAAAACAUCGCCGCUGCAUCGGUCGGAUCUUUCCGAGUGGUUGAAAAAUGAUAGAUGGAAAUGGAUAACAUCAGAGGGGGGGGGGGGGAUAAGACUUUGGGAAAUCGUUGAGUGCUGAGUCCCUGUCCACAUGAAGGAGACUUCAAAUGUUCCCAAUCCCCACUUUAUGCUCCUGUCACUCAAGGAGCCUCGGAGAGGAACUCUAAUUCAUCCCAGAAGUACUUUUCAAACUCGUCGGAAUACGUUUAGCAUACUGAUAUCCUUUCGGGUUUAAAUUGUAUAUACCUACUUACUGUAUAUACAUCACCAACGUUUUCAGAGUGCUGCGUGUUUUGGCGGUGGGCUCAAGGCAGAGGGCUGACAUUGGUGUGGUCCCUGAUAACCAAGAGAGGUAAUGUGGUUUAAAAAGUGUGAUCAGUGAUGGAAGGAUUACUGAAGGACUGCAGAGAUUCACCACAGCCGCAAAAGAGACGUCAAAUAACUAAGAAAUGCAGAGGAACAACAAAGAGACGGCAAGUAACUGCAAAAAGACAAAGAGCCCCCGGAGGAGAGAUUCAUCAGGUCACAACGAGAAACUAAAUGUCUACAGAAGCUGUGUCCCGAUUCAGGGGCAGCCUCCUUUGGAGGACGUGGUCCUGAAGGUGUCUGUCUCGUGACAGAGACGGGUCUUGUCCAGCAGAGGAUUCAAUGAUAGGCGUCAUCAGCUCGUCCGGCCCUCGUUGCUAUCGCCUAGCAACAGAGCUAUGGUUGUGUUUUAAACCUGUGUACUGUUCAGUUGAAGCACGAUGCUCCAAGCGGUGGACGUUUCAUCGCUCGGCGCCAAAACGGUUUGUCACAGAAGUGCAAUGAAUCCUGGGAUAGGUUGGGCUGGGAAGGAGUCGCCUGAUGUUGGGGACUUUUAAAAACUGGCAGAGACGCUAAAGAGACGCCAAAAUGACCACAAAGACAGAACAAGCUGGUUUUUUUAGGGGACGAAGACACGGAGCUGCCGUAAAAUCACCGAGAGAUUUAAAAAAAAACAACUUUGUGGCCAUUUUGAGUGUCUUUCAGUGUCUCGCUCCCGCGUUGAGGUCGGGGGCCUCGUACAUGAAUGUGAAGGGACCCAUUGUGACUCUUUUACUCUCACUGCUGAUAUUUAAUUUUGCUUUUUGACGGAUUGCACUGGUGAGUUCAUUAACCCGUCCACCGUGUCUCCUUGACGUGAUGAUGAACCCGCGGCUGUGCGGUUCCUCUUAGCUUGAUGAUUUUAGUGUCUUUCGGCUCGUUGUUUUGGUUUCAUGGCCUGUAACUCUUUUACUCACGCUGCUCUGAUCAGAAGCAAACAGCACAACGUCAGUGACCGGCUGGUGAACGGAGUGAACGCACCAGCAGCUAGUAAACAGAUAUAUUCCCUCACAUGCUGGUGGAGACCAAAACCAGAGCUGAAAGCAGAGCGAAUGCCUGACCUACGUUCAACGGUUUCAACCAGAAACAAAUGUGAAUAUUGCUCCGUAGCUGCUGGACGUGUAAAUACGCGACUGUUUCUCCUAAAUCUACUCAAAAGGUUCCUCAGUAUAUUUCAGUGUUGUGUUUGCAGCAUGUUUCCGCUGCAGAGGCCAGAAAAGUCGUU